Formica exsecta is the source of this 1403-nucleotide messenger RNA. Its product is annotated as lysosomal aspartic protease-like. Gene Ontology annotation, molecular function: aspartic-type endopeptidase activity. The record is from RefSeq and is a predicted model, not a curated record. Gene Ontology annotation, biological process: proteolysis. The transcript is spliced from 8 exons. Lineage: Eukaryota; Metazoa; Arthropoda; Insecta; Hymenoptera; Formicidae. Bases 157 to 1314 code for a protein of 385 amino acids.
CGUAUAUAGCUCCGUCGUAUAUCAAUAAAUACCGUUAACGAAAACGCCAGUUAGUUGAUUGCGCUUUAUUUUUUUUGUGCGUCCAGUCACAAAGUGCAAAAAAAAAACUUGGAAGUUUCACAAUUCGAAGCUUUAGUGGUCAAAAAAUUCAAAAAUAUGUUUCGUCUUCUUGUGGCGGCGGCGGCGCUCUUCGUCUUGAUCGACGCGAAACUCCAGAGGAUUUUAUUACACAAGACGGAUUCUGUUCGACAAGCUUUGAAGAAAGUUGGCACCGACUUACAAGAGAUUGAAUCGGUCGAAGAAAAUUCUACUUCUGCAAUAGAACCAUUAUCCAAUUAUUUGGAUGCUCAGUAUUAUGGUGAUAUAGAAAUUGGAACUCCGCCGCAGAAAUUUAAAGUAAUAUUUGAUACUGGCUCCUCAAAUCUUUGGGUACCAUCUAAAAAGUGUGACCUUCUCAAUAUUCCUUGCAUAUUACAUAAUAAAUAUGAUAGUACAAAAUCCAGCACAUAUAGACCAAAUGGUACUCCGUUUGCUAUUCAGUAUGGCACUGGCAGUCUGGCUGGAUUCUUAUCUACUGAUGUAGUAAAUGUUGCCGGUCUCAAUGUUCAAAACCAAACAUUCGCGGAAGCGAUUGACGAGCCAGGCUUAACAUUUGUUGCUGCGAAAUUCGAUGGUAUCAUGGGCAUGGGUUAUCCCACGAUAUCCGUGGAUGGAGUGACGCCUGUCUUCUAUAACAUGAUCAAACAAGAUCUAGUGUCACCAGCCAUUUUUAGUUUUUAUCUGAAUCGAGACCCUUCGGCUAAGGUGGGUGGUGAAUUGAUAUUGGGUGGUUCCGAUUCCAAUUAUUAUAAAGGCAAUUUCACAUACGUUCCUGUUACUCGCAAAGGAUACUGGCAAUUUAAAAUGGAUGAGGUCAGAAUAAUCAAAACUAAAGGCAAACAAGGUAAGACUUUGUGCACGGGUGGCUGCCAAGCUAUUGCUGACACAGGAACCUCGCUAAUCAUUGGACCAGUAGUAGACAUCGCAAUUAUUAACGAACAUAUUGGAGCUAUUGAUGGAAUAGUAGAUUGCCAUCAGAUUCCUAAAUUGCCUACAAUCAGUUUUAUUGUGGGUGGUAAGACAUUUAAUCUUACCGGUGAAGAUUAUAUCAUUCAGAUUAAACAGGUCAACAUCAUGUCAUGUACGAGCGGCUUCCAGGGAUCUGACAUGGCAUCAAAUGGUUUGCAAUGGAUUUUAGGCGAUGUAUUUAUUGGCCGUUAUUACACCGAGUUCGACGUAGAUAAUAAUCGAGUAGGAUUUGCUGUGGCGAAAUAAAUGUAGUAAUAUUUUCUCUUUUAGCUUAUAACACUGUAUUAUUAUAAAAUAUAUUAUAUAUUAAAUGCAAAUAAAUUUGUUAAAAAAUA